Molecule: messenger RNA, 1723 nt
Organism: Neocloeon triangulifer
Lineage: Eukaryota; Metazoa; Arthropoda; Insecta; Ephemeroptera; Baetidae
Product: G-protein coupled receptor Mth-like
Exons: 6
Coding region: 27-1505 (492 amino acids)
Biological process (GO): cell surface receptor signaling pathway; G protein-coupled receptor signaling pathway
Cellular component (GO): membrane
Molecular function (GO): G protein-coupled receptor activity
Source: RefSeq, a predicted model, not a curated record
AAAUUACUCUUUAUUUAGCAGUGAACAUGCGAGGACGGUGGUUAUUUCUUUUCCUUGUCAUUUGCGGGGUGAAUCUUGCCUUCAGCAGAGAUUUCUGCGACAAGUUGCAAAGGACCAAAGUGAGUGAUGGCGAGGUGAUUGCAGGAGGUGCUCUCAAGUCUUCGGAUGGCACCACAUUCAAGAAUGGCACCUUCUGGAGAGACGGAAAGUUUUGGUGGGCAUGUCCUUGUCUCAAUGGGCCGUGCGUCCGACAAUGUUACACUGACCUGGCGAUAAAAUAUAAUGUGAUGACGAAGGAAAAAAGUACUCGGAUUAAAAUUUGGGAUGAUGGAGUUGAGAAGGAGGUUGACAUGGAAAAGCAUUUUGGCGUAGUCUACGACGCGCUUUGCUAUGCUCCCACUGAAUUAAAGCCUGAUAUCGAAGUAUUUGACGAAUUUCUCAUGUAUCCAAAUGGAUCGAUCUACUUUCCGCACCCAGAAAUACCUGCAGAACAUCGACUUAUCUCCGACGCCAUGUACUGUCUAAUACCUAUAGAUGAAGAAAAUCAAACUAUAUUGACUUGCUCAAAGGAGGAAGAACAAAAGCAACCCUCGAGUAAUAUGCGGUUCAUAAUCUACCCCGUAUUUUAUAUAUUGAGCGCGAUUUGUUUGCUCCUGACGCUAAUUGCAUUUGUUUUGACGCCCGAACGAAACUCGUUUCACAGCAAAUCUGUUGCUUGCCAAUCAGGAUGUCUACUAGUUUCGUUCCUUGGCCUCGCCAUCACGUACUUAACUGGAGAAAAGAGUAACGAAAAAAUUUGCGUAAAUGUUGCGUACAUCAUGCACUUCUUUUUGAUGGCGUCAUUUUUCUGGAUGAACGUCAUGUGCAUUGAUAUUUAUCUCACAUUUUCAGGGUCGAUGUUGCAAAUGCACAAAGGGAGUUUCCGCGUUUUUUCCCUUUACGCUUGGUGCGCACCGCUGGCUUUUUCCGCCGUCACUAUUAUUUUGGAUAAAAACACGAAUGAUCUGAUUUGGAGUCCGGGUAUUGGAGAUAAGAGCUGCUGGUUUAGAGAUUUUUGGCCAAAUUUUGUGUACUUCAACGGUCCACUUUUGAUUUUGCUCACCAUUAACGCGUAUUUGUUCGGAGUGACCGUGUGGCGUUUGCGGCAAAAACUGAAGGAAACGAGAGGAGUUCUGAGAAGAAGCGACAGUCAGGUGCACAACCGGAAUGAGAGGAAUCGAUUGAUUUUGUACGUGAAAUUGUUCAUGUUGACGGGCUUCACGUGGAUUUUCGAAAGUAUCUCGUGGGCCGUAGGAGGUCGGGAAGAAUAUUGGUACCUGACUGAUUCCAUCAACAACUUGCGAGGGGUCUUUAUUUUCUGGUUCUGCGUCUUGUCAGACAAAACCAUGCGCUACUCUUUGAAGCAGAAAUUUUGGAUUGAGAAAAAGAAGAAAUUGCAUAUUCUUACCAAAGUAGAGCCGCAGUCGGGAGCAAACCACACUUCAUCUACAUCCACUGUCGUCUAAAAGGAAUAAUAUGUACGGAAAUAUUCAUAUUUCAUGACUUCCAUGUAAAAAUAGUGAAUUCAGUUUUCCGUUUUUGGUAGUAAGUUUACCGAUAGUUUUUUUUUAUAUCAAUAUGUAUUUAUUAAUAAAGUUCUGUGCCACAUUGAAUCAGCAACUGCCAAACCUAUAAUUUUUUUUUUAGCGUGUUUUAAUAAAACGUUUUCACAUUGUGAAAGGAA